AUGACGCUGAACCCGGAGCCGGCUGGUAGGUUCCCUGGGCUGGCUCCGACAGGGAGCAUUGCGCCUGAGCUGCCCAGCGGCCCCAACGUGUCCCUCAACAGCUCGUGGGCAAGCCCCACGGAGCCGAGUUCCCUGGAGGACCUGGUGGCCACGGGCACCCUCGGGGUGGUGCUCUCGGCCAUGGGCGUGGUGGGUGUGGCGGGCAAUGUGUACACGCUGGUGGUCAUGUGCCGCUGCCUGCGUGCCUCGGCCCCCCUGUACGUCUACAUCGUCAACCUGGCGCUGGCUGACCUGCUCUACCUGCUCGGCAUCCCCUUCAUCGUGGGCACCUACAUCACCAAGGACUGGCACUUCGGCGAUGUGGGCUGCCGCGUCCUCUUCAGCCUGGACUUCCUGACCAUGCACGCCAGCAUCUUCACGCUCACCGUCAUGAGCAGCGAGCGCUACGCGGCAGUGCUGAGGCCGCUGGACACGGUGCAGCGCUCCAAGGGUUACCGCAAGGUCCUGGUGCUGGGCACCUGGCUGCUGGCACUGCUGCUGACGCUGCCCAUGAUGCUGGCCAUCCGGCUGGUGCACCGGGGCCCCAAGAGCCUCUGCCUGCCCACCUGGGGCCCCCGCGCCCACCGCGCCUACCUGACUCUGCUCUUCGCCACCAGCAUCGUGGGCCCGGGCCUGCUCAUUGGGCUGCUCUACGCCCGCCUGGCCCGCGCCUACUGGCGGUCCCAGAAGGCUUCCUUUGGGCAGACGGGACGGCUGCCCAGCCCUCGCGUGCUCUACCUCAUCCUCAGCAUCGUCCUGCUUUUCUGGACCUGCUUCCUGCCCUUCUGGCUGUGGCAGCUGCUCGGCCAGUACUGCCCAGCCCUGCGGCUCAGCCCCGGGACCAUGCGCCUCGUCAACUACCUGACCACCUGCCUCACCUAUGCCAACAGCUGCCUCAACCCCUUUCUCUACACGCUGCUCACCAAGAACUACCGUGAGCACCUGCACGCUCACCAGUGCUCGGGCGGCAGCGGGUCGGCGGGUGCCUUCCCGCGACCACACCACGGCCGCUUCCAGCGCCCCUCGGGCCGCUCGCUGUCCACCAGCAGCCAGCAGGCCACUGAGAUC
Molecule: messenger RNA, 1107 nt
Organism: Trichechus manatus latirostris (Florida manatee)
Lineage: Eukaryota; Metazoa; Chordata; Mammalia; Sirenia; Trichechidae
Gene: UTS2R
Product: urotensin 2 receptor
Exons: 1
Biological process (GO): regulation of blood pressure; blood vessel diameter maintenance; neuropeptide signaling pathway
Cellular component (GO): plasma membrane
Molecular function (GO): urotensin II receptor activity
Source: RefSeq, a predicted model, not a curated record